Molecule: messenger RNA, 3258 nt
Organism: Rotaria socialis
Lineage: Eukaryota; Metazoa; Rotifera; Eurotatoria; Philodinida; Philodinidae
Source: the annotation of a GenBank genome assembly
AUGAAAUCGGAAUUGUUGGUGAUAUGUUUUCAUCUAUUAGGAUUUAUUGUUUUAAUGCACGGACUUUUCCCAUUUUCAUCGUCAGUAAAUAAAAUAGCCAACCGAUCUUGUUUUGAUUCUCAAGAAUCGUCAAAACGUCAUGUUAUGUUAAUGAUAAUCGAUGCACUUCGUGCUGAUUAUGUAUUCAAUCGUAAUCAUUCAUAUUAUUUAAAAAGUAUUGAAAAAUUAGAAGAAAAUGGUAAAUAUUUAUCAUAUAAAUUACGUUGUCAUUCUCCAACAGCAUUAUUAACGGGUACAAUUCCUUCAGUUUGGGAUGUGAUUUUUAAUUAUAAUUCAAGUCAACUUGAAUUAGAUAAUUUAUUAUUUCAAUAUAAAAGAAAAUAUCCUUACAAUAAAAUUGCUUUUUAUGGCGAUGAUACUUGGAUUAGAUUAUUUCCGCAUGAUAUUUUUCAUCGAUCCAAAGGUCUUGAUCAUAUUGGCCAUGCAUCAGGAGCUUUUAAUGAUUUUGUUAAAGAUAAAUUACUUGAAUAUGAUAAAAUAAAAAAUAAUAUAUUUUCUAAAAUGACUGAAAAUGAUACAUUAAUAAUAACAGAUGUCUAUGGAAUGACUGAUCAAGGUGGACAUGGAGAAUAUCUUCGAAUUGACUUAACACCAACAUUAAGUGCUUUACUUCAAAUUUCAAUUUCUUCAAAUAAUCUUGGAAUUAUAAUUGAAAAUCUUUUACAAAAUUUUUAUAAUAAAAAUAAAUCAAAUCUAUUAAAAUGUUUAAUCGAUGAUAAUAGAAGACAAUUAUUUGAUAUUUUAUCUCAAAGGAAAUUAACGAUUUCAUCCAAUGAUCUUUAUUUAAUUCGUGAUAAAGCAAUGUCUAUUUCAAACGAACAAGAUUUAACAAUGCUUUUAUUGAGUAUUAGUAUUUUUUCACUUAUUUCAUUUACACCAUUUUCAACCACGAAAGAUUAUUCAAACAAUUGGCCUUGGAUCAAAUCCUGCUCGACCUUUUUUGCUGAAGAUCGGCCAUAUUGUCAUGGAAAUGAUCGAUUAAUUGGUUUUCAUCUGUCAGAAUCGCAAGCUACAAAAUUACACACUCAUGAUACUUUGCCGGUUUCAAACCAACCAAUCACGUCGACUCCACAGAGCCCAUAUCCAGUCACACGCUCCACAGAACACGUGCAACUCGUGAAGCACCAAGCACUGACCAAACAUAUCACUGUAGAAUCUGCUUCUGCAUGUUGCAACGAACUUGUCGGUCUCCGUCUCGAAUGUGCCGGCUGGAAUUUUGUCGAUGAAGCUGCAUCGUUAAGAACAGCAACUAUCAAACGGAAUAUCAACAUUUUUGUUGGCUCUCUCGAAGUGACAUUGCCAUCACGGACAACGUUUGAAAAUAAUAACAUUGAAAUCGUCCUUUUCGAGGAUGCUUGCGAUUGUAUUUCCGAACUAUUAUCGAUUACAGAUAAGCUCAUAUAUCUCGUACUGUCAGCUACACUAGGAGUCUCCGUCGUGCCAUUGAUACACAACCACAGAUGUAUCGAACAUAUUUACAUAUAUCAAGUUCCUGAUGAAGAAGAAUCAAUUGACUGGAUACAAGACUACCCGAAGAUUCUUGGUAGUGAAUCAUCGAUCGAUAUGAUAGCCAACCGAAUUAAAGAAGAUAUUGAUUUGAUCAUGAAACGUUCAUCUCGUUGGUCAAGAUCUAAGGAAUUAUUGGCUGAGCUAUGUUCACAGGCGAAGCAAACUAGCAUUUCGGCAUCUAUUAAUGACGUAUUGGACGACAAUUUGAACACAUUACGCAUCGUUCUAUUAUAUCUCGGUCCACGGAAACCAUUUCAUUUGUCUCAUAACAAGAUCAGAAUCGAUGAAUUUCGUAAUAUUGAACAAUGUAUUCAUUCGAUACAAGCUGAUAAUUCAAUUACUGUGUUUUUAAUAAUCUCAAUGAACGAAAUUAAAGAUGUUCACCAUGUUCAAUCGAUAGCUGAACUCGAUGCCGUUCAUGCAAUCUACAUCGUUACUGAUUUAGAGUCCUAUGAACAAAUCCAACCACUGGUACCGUAUUCAAAAUUAAGCGGCAUAUUUGUUCUCAACGAAGAUUUACUUGAGCAACUUACAACAGACAUUUGUUUCUAUCGUCAAAUUCGCAUUAUUACACCGAACAUGAAUGUUUUUAAAAUUGAAUCUAAUACUUGCGCUGAACUCACCGAACAUCAAAUCAAUUUUCUUCGUUUCCAACUAUUCAGUACCAUACUUUCACAAUUACCGACACAAUCGACUGCUGCUAGCGAUACUGAAAAUAUCGAUCAGCUACGUUCUCGUUUGAUCGAAGCGAACACGACAAUUAGUAAUCUUUUUAAAAACUUCAAUAAAUCAAUAUUACAGAUAUCGGCAACAAAAUUGCACGAGAUCAAUCAACGUAUUGUGUCUUUGGCGAAAAAUGUCGAUUCGUCUACUGUUACUGUGUAUCGUGCUCAAUUAGUAUCACAGAAAGAUUUAGAAAUGAUCAAAACCAAUCCCAAUGCUCUACUCACCCUACAAACAUUCAUUUUGGCUUCACGCUCGUUUCGUUCUAUAGCUAAUAUGUGCCGUCGAGCAGCUGACAAUCAACUCACUGUAGUUCUCUUCGAACUCAAUUUGUCCGAGAGAGCAUCAGUAGUGGAUCUAAAUUCAGACACAGUUGUUUUCAAUCUUGGUACUCUUUUCCGAUUAGUAUCCACUGACCCGACACCCGACGGUGUUUGGCGUGCUCAACUCGAGUUCGCCAAUAACGCAAUGCAGUAUAUUAAAAAUCAGCUUCAAUCUGAAAUCGGUAGCCGUCUCACAUGGUUGACAUUCGGCAAUUAUCUGACUGCUAUCAAACAGUUCCCCACUGCCGAGGAAUACUACCAAUAUCUACUUGACAUACUUCCAUCCAAUCAUCCCAGUCUCGCAUCGGUCUACAACAACAUAGGUUUGAUGUACGCGGCAAUCGAUAAGAACCAAGAAGCAUUGGAAUCGUUUGAAAAAGCGUUACAGUUGGCUAUUACGCCUUUGCCAAUUGUAAUUGGGCAAGCAAAAACAUCAAAACCAGACCUAUCCUCUUCUCAAGACUCACCCAUAGAGAAAAUCAAUAUAUUAAAUAAAAUCGCUGAAAUUAGUUGUCGUCAAGGAGAUUACACAACAGCACGUGAUUUCUAUCAUCAAGCACUCGAAAUUGCUGAUGAUGUACAAUCGCGCAAGUUAUAUAAAGCUAAAAUUGACGCUCUUGCUCAUUUUGAUGAUACUUGUUAA